Alligator sinensis (Chinese alligator) is the source of this 3398-nucleotide messenger RNA. It is a transcript of the gene OSTM1, whose product is annotated as osteopetrosis associated transmembrane protein 1. Lineage: Eukaryota; Metazoa; Chordata; Crocodylia; Alligatoridae. The annotation marks the transcript as partial. The record is from RefSeq and is a predicted model, not a curated record. The transcript is spliced from 6 exons. Gene Ontology annotation, cellular component: cytosol.
GGCCUCUUCCGCGCGGUCACGGAGCAGCUGGACAACAUCACCCGCGCCGUGGGGAAUUCUUCCAAGAGCUACAACUGCGCGAAAAGCCUCUUGAUGUCUGAUAGGUUACAGAUAGUCGUGGUGCUUUCAGAGUUCUUUAACAAAACUUGGGAGGAGGCCAAUUGUGCAAAUUGCUUGAAGAACAGCAGUGAAGGGCUAUCAAAUGCUACAAUAGAGUUCCUGGACUUAUUCAAUAAAACACUGAUGUGUUUUGAACAUAACCUCCAGGGGCAAGCAAUCAGUUUGGUAGCAAGUAACUAUACAGAGGUAUGCAGAAACUGUAAUGUAACUUAUAAAAAGCUGAAUACUCUGUAUACUGAAAUGCAGAGAGAGUCAGAGCAUGGCGAAUCAGAACACAGCAAGCACUUGUGUAUUGAUGUGGAAGAUGCAAUGAACAUUACUCGAAGGCUUUGGAGUAGGACUUUUAACUGUUCUGUCCCCUGCAGUGAUACAGUCCCAGUGAUUGCAGUUUCUUCAUUUAUCCUUUUCUUGCCAGUUGUGUUUUAUCUUAGUAGCUUCCUUCACUCAAAGCAGAAGAAGCGUAUACUGUUUCUGCCCAAGCGUUUCCAGUCAAAUGCCAGUCUUGUGAACAUCCAGGAAAAAUACAGCUGAGCUGUAAAGACAAAACCUGAAAACUGCAACUGCGGGUAUAUUGGAUACAAUUGUGAUGGAUUAAGGAUGGCACAAAAGAGGAGUUUAAUUAUGGUUCAGUGUAAUGAUAUAGAACUACACAAGUUAAACAGAAUGCUGUCUGACUCCUAAACGGGUAUAUUAACAAACAUGGGAAGGCAGGCCUCUGAGACAUUGUAUAGGCUUUGGUUUUGAAGAAUAAUUUUGAUCUCUUCAGAUGUGCUGAAGCUUUUCUGACUUUAUACAGGUUUUUGUACCUUUCUUUUGUACUUCUCUCAUUUCUUUAUUUCCUUUUCUUUUUCAUUCGCUAUAGUCACUCCAUAAAAAUCUAGUUUGUCAGUUCUUUUAAUUUCCCUAUAUAUUAGUACAGUCUGUAUCUGUUCUUUUUGAUGUGGUUCUUGUGACUUAGCAAAGUUUAAUUUAUGCAUUGAAGGUUUUGGUUUAAGUCAGUAAUGGAGUUAGAAUGUUUCAAAGUAAAAAUUCCAUCUGGUCAAAUCUAGGUUCUGUAGGGCUUCGCUGCAGAUCUGUAAAACCAGCCCCCUAGUAAUACCUCUCAGUAGUCAUGCUGCUCUGUUUUGUUGUUUUUUUUUAAUGGUCUCUUUAAAUGUCUGAAAGUUGAAUACGUAAUUCCAAUGUCAGCUACAAACAGAGCAGAACUGCCAGUGAUGCACAUUGUUGGUGUUCACAGAUAAUAGCAGCAUUCGGCUCUCUUGGAAACAUACUACGUAUUUAAAUGGUUAGACACACAAGCCACUAAAAUCCUAUUUUUUCAAAUGUUAUGUGUGAAGAGUCUUAUUUUUGGUAUAACACAUCUGCAUGGAUAUAGUUGGGUAUGUGUUAGUGUUGGUCUUUUACUUUAUCAACAUUGUUUUAUUUUCUUUUUAUUUAUAUUUUGAUUUAUCCUUUUUAAAAGGUUAAGAUAAGUCACUGGAGAUGCUGAAUUGCUUGGGUUAGAGCCUGUGGUAGUUUAAGUUAAAAGGUGCUUAUGCAUAUUUUGGCGAAAAAGAUAUUCUUAUUAAAACAAAUUAAUAUUUAAUAGCAGAAAAACACAGCUAUUGUAGAACUUCAGAACAGUCUUAAGGUAAAUAUAUUGUGCUCAAACCUUUGAUUUUUCUGUACUGAAUUUUGUUGCCCUUAGUUAACUUUCUAGAAUCUGUUAAAAUUAGGUUCAUUGUUACAAGGUUAAUAUUAACAAACGUAAAACCUAUAGUACUCUGUAGAUCAGAAACAAAAACUUGUACCAUAAUCACUAAAGUUGAUAGGCCUACUGACAUCUUAAAUGCACAGUUUUUUAGUGGUGUGCUAAUACAGGAACUUGUCUGGUAGAUUAGUCCUCAACUGUUCUCAACACUUUGCUGAAAUUAAAAAAAAAACAACCCUCAAGGGUGGUUGAAAUGAGGCUGGUUGUAAUAAAGGGUCCAUAUUCCAUCCCAUGUUACAACUAUAAGAUUAAAGGGCACAUCAAAUAAAUUUAUCUGUGAAAACUACUCAUGUGAGAAGCUUCUGACUAAAAAGUUAGCAUUUUUUUUCUUUAACUUUCUGUGGUUUGAUGACAUUUUUAUGGUUUGCUUGGUUUCUUGGUUCUGUCUCUAGCUAAUUGGUCACUUUUUUCCCCAUGCUAAAAAGACCUGACUAAACAUCAACGUAGGAAAAAAGAUCCUAAAACAUUUUUCAAAAUAGACUUGGAACAUACUGUCAGUUUAAAAUCAAGUUGAAGGUCCCUUAAUAUUAAGUAACAAAAUGUGUCAGCAUUUGGCUGCUAUUAAUGCAACUGCUUUCUUUGCAUUUUGUGAGUAGGAAGUAUUAUAUCCCUCUGCUAAUCAUAUGAAUUACUUGGAGUGGUUGAUUUGUGUUUAAAGCCUAAAUAGGGUUGGAUUUCUUGUCUCUAGGGAACUUGCUGACGCUUCAGCUUGUUAUAGGUAAGCUGUCACAAUAGUAGAAAAAUGUUUUACGUUCCUUACCGUGUGCAGUUAUCUUCCUAGGACAGGGGGAAAUUAUUUGUUUUAAAGAUGCCUAUUUUUAUAUUGAUUGUACUCAAAUUUCAGCCUGCUGGGAUUUAUUCGACUGCUGCCCCUAAUAGCAUUACUUUGAUUUGAGACAUCAUAUGAUUGAGGACUGUUCAAAGCAAUCUUUCAUUCAUGCAGAUAAAGCCAGUUUGUAUGUGCAGAGUUACAGAAUGACAGCUUUUAUACCCUAAGCAUUGGCUUUUUGAGCACAUUCUUAUUAAGUAGGUCUGAAAGUCAUUACUCCUGGAUAUAGGGGUUAAGCACUUAAAAAAAAAAAAAAAAAAAAAAGCAGCUUUUAUUAUUUUCCUGGCUGCUAAGCCAAACAGAAGUACUCAUGUGAUAUUUUGUUUGCUGUUUUUUUGUUUUGUUUUGUUUUUAAGCAGCAGCAAUGUUUACACACAAGAAAUACCUGGCAACCUAUAUCUUCUGUUAUUCCUUUUUGUUACCUUGUAAUACUAGUUUCCUUUACACAAUUCUGUCAUCUUAGUAAUAUCUUUCAUAUGAAAACGUAAAGGGUUUUCUUUAUUUCCUGGAAUUUCCUGUUCCAAAAAAGAGAUGUACAGAAAAUAACCAGGAAAAGAAAAAGCUGAAUUUCUUCUGGCUGCUAAUCUUUUAACCUAAGUUUGUUUUCUGGUGAGUGUGAUGAUAAAUAUAUAUAUAAUGUCUACUUUUGAAGUAUUAGCUGUUUGUAUUUUUGGUGCAAAUAAAGAAUGUUUGUUUUUA